GGCUCAUUUUCCUACCGGCCAGGGGUACCAAUUACCGUAGACUGACUUCUUGGUUAGCCUCAUGGACUUUCGUCCGACGCGAUUGGAGGUGUGGAGAGAUUGGUCAGACGUUGGAGGUAUGGAUUGGUCAGAUAGGUGACCUUGACCCGAUUGAAAUGCCAAGGCGCUUGUCCUCCAAAUAUAUAAAGGCAUUGUGUAGUUCACCGACCCUCCCUUACACCGAUAUCAUUCGACAGGAACCAUCAUGGGCAACAAACACUCAUCUUCUGUGGUUCCCCAUCAAUCUUGCGAACAGCGCGUCGGCGUUAACAUCAAUCAUAAUCAUUCUGCUCCAGUAUCUCACAUCAGUCUGAGAUAUCACAAAUCACAGAGUUCACUAUUGAAAUCAAAAAUAUCGUCGCAUGACACACUUUCGUGCGAGAAGCCUUCGGCGCCUCCUCAUAAUCAUAAUCCGAACGUCACUCAUUUAUACCCGACACUGACAACAUACACACCCUUGACGCCCUCGAUCUCGCGACAAGAUGCUGAGGCACGCGCAUAUAGUGCAUUUCUCAAAUCGUUUCCAGAAUAUCAGAGCACCUGGAUACUUGAUACCCUCCGAAGAACAGAUUUCGCCAGAUUGGAUCGAACCGGUGAAACAUAUGUAGAUUACAUGGGUGGGGCACAAUAUCCUGAGAGCCUUGUUCGCGUUCAUAGCGCAUUCCUAACCGAAGCGGUCAUGGGAAACACACAUUCGGUCAGUAAUAGCUCCAAGUUAUCAUCACGAUAUGCUGACGAGGCGCGGGAUACGGUUCUUUCAUUCUUUCGAGCCCCGCCAGGGUACACCGUCGUGUUUACAGCAAAUGCAACGGCUGCAUUGAAGCUUGUUGGGGAGGCAUAUCCCUUCAAGUCCAAUAACGGCUAUAUCCUCGGUGCCGACUCUCAUAAUAGCGUCCAUGGAAUCCGAGAGUACGCUUUACGUCGCGGAGCUGAAGUACAUUACAUCCCAUCAACUAGUACUGGAGGUUUCGUUCUAUCUACUGCCAAGGAUAUCUUGAGUCAGCACAGACCACAGAACGCUUCUUCACUUUUUGCCCUAACCGGCCUUUCCAAUAUCUCUAACGCGAAAAAUCCACUCUCAAUCGUCGGAUUUGCAUCCUCACUUGGAUAUCACACACUUCUUGAUGCUGCCGCGUUGGCACCAUCAUCUGUCAUUUCUCUUUCGGAAACCCCUGUUGAUGCUAUGGUUGUGAGCUUUUACAAAAUGUUCGGUUAUCCAACGGGCGUCGGAGCCCUCAUUGUCAAGGAGUCGUUCUUAGAGAUCUUGGAGCGCCCAUGGUUCGCUGGUGGAACCGUUGGUGUCGUCCAGGUGCCAGGUUCGAUUUUUACUAGAACGAGUGUUCUUCAUGAACAGUUUGAAGAUGGAACCAUUAAUUUCAUGACGUUACCCGCGGUCACAGACGGUCUACGAUUUCUCUCUGUAUAUCUGCCAUUCCUCCCUCUCCGCCUCUCAUGUCUUACCCAUUAUCUUGUCACCUCGCUCUCUCGUCUGAGACAUGAUUCGACCGGAACCCCUGUCGUUAAUAUUCUAUCCAAGCUUCCUUCUAGGAGACUGAAGUCUAUUGGGGAACAGGGUGACAGCGGGUCUACAAUCUCUCUUAUCUUCCUCUCGCCUUCAGGGGAGAUGAUACCAAACAGCUUCAUUGAACAUGUUGCGGUGACGUGGAACAUUUCUCUUCGCACAGGUUGCAUGUGCAAUCCCGGGGGUGCAGCCUCGUUACUGGGUAUUCAAGACCAGAUGGAGCAACUGUAUCCUGGCGUCACGCUCAAAGACUUUGAGCGAGUGGUCGGCCGCGAGCUCGGUGUUGUGCGGAUUAGUCUAGGACUCGGAAGCAAUUUCCUGGAUGUGUGGAAGAUUGUGAUGUUCGCAUCAUCCUUGGCAGAUAGUCGUUCACGACAGGCACUCUGGGAAACUUGGACCAAUGUUCCUAUCGGACAGGCUAUGUAAGUAGGCUGGCUUACCACCGGAUAUCUGGUGUGCGGAGGAGAUAGACAAAUAAAACCCAUAGAAGUUACACAGGAGCGGAACCUUUACAACCUGCGUACUUUUUUUCUUGAUUAUUUCUCGCGUUGCGGAUUCAUAUACAUAGCCCAUCUCUUUCACCACGGAUCACUUGUAUAGCAUAGCAUAGCACCAUCUCAUCGUACACUUGUUUCAACACUUGUCCCACUUUGGUCUGGCAUCUCUUUUAUUAGACUUCUACGUCUUUUCACUGCUAUUCCUUUAAUUAGCGUAUCACAAUCCCCGAAUAAUCGGAAACACGUACAACCCCCUUUUGUUGAGCAUGUGAACACUUACAUUUCCGUUCUAGUGACCUCGUGGUACAUCACACGUGCGUUCCGCUAUGUCGCUGUCGGAACAUUAAUAUUAGCUGUGCCGCAUGACUGGGCGAUGCAAU
Messenger RNA from Suillus fuscotomentosus, 2438 nucleotides. Its product is annotated as PLP-dependent transferase. Gene Ontology annotation, biological process: molybdopterin cofactor metabolic process. NCBI's taxonomy places the organism in Eukaryota, Fungi, Basidiomycota, Agaricomycetes, Boletales, Suillaceae. The record is from RefSeq and is a predicted model, not a curated record. Gene Ontology annotation, molecular function: molybdenum cofactor sulfurtransferase activity. The coding region runs from base 245 to 1987 and encodes 580 amino acids. The transcript is spliced from 5 exons.